Didymella exigua CBS 183.55 is the source of this 1960-nucleotide messenger RNA. RefSeq lists its product as uncharacterized. NCBI's taxonomy places the organism in Eukaryota, Fungi, Ascomycota, Dothideomycetes, Pleosporales, Didymellaceae. The record is from RefSeq and is a predicted model, not a curated record. The transcript has a single exon. The coding region runs from base 115 to 1824 and encodes 569 amino acids.
CGCAACACCUACCUACCUAACGAUUGCUGUCGCUUUACAGUCCAACGUUGGCCAAGUCAGUUUCACAACUGCCAAGCUCGCUGUUUCUCUUCUCGAGUUGCAGAGUACCUAGUGAUGCAGUUCCCAUCAUUUCCCGCCGUGGCUCUGCUGUUGCACGCAGCAAGCGCGCACCACUCGCUUCCGAGAAAGCCGCUUGAGUCGUUAUAUGUCACCCACGCUGCGUUGAGUCCUGCGGGACCCUUGGAAGUCAUCCAGCUCUACAAACCUGUGUCUAUUCCUGAGUCGACAAGAUGCAACGUCCAGCAGACGCUGAUGCAACACACGUUCGCCAGCUCCUACGGCGUCCCGUAUGUUGGAAAGUACACGCCGCCCGGCUGCGACUUCAACAGCGUCAUCAUCGAAUGGACGGUUACCGUUGCAGGUCGUCAAUUCGACAGGCUUGCUGAGAUGUAUCUCGGCGACAUAGAAGUGUGGCGGACGUCGACCGCCGAGCCCACGGCCUCGGGGAUUGUGUUUAGAUACCAGAAAGACCUGAGCAUGUACCUCAGCCUCUGGAAGACUCCGCAGGACGUGAUCUUCAGCCUGAACAAUGUCUUCGAUUCCACGUAUACCGGCGCGUUCAACACUACUCUGGUCGCGACUUUCUUUUAUGACUCGACCGAGCCCGCGCAUGCUGAUAGCAUCUUACCCAUCUCGCCACAGCUGGGCUCGAGCGGUGCACCCAGUAUCUUCACUCUCCCUGGCGACGUGGCAACGGUCGAGCACAUCCUCCCGCUGAACGUUACCCACGCGUCGGUCUCCAUCGCAGCCACGGGCCAGAGCAACGAGGAGUUCUGGUACACGAACGCGCUCCAAUCCGACAUUGACACCUUCGACCCCACCGUCGGCGCACUCCUCGGCUACGGUCCGUUCCGGGAGGUGCAGCUCUUCAUCGACGACCAGCUGGCCGGCGUCGCGUGGCCGUUCCCGAGUAUCUUCACAGGCGGCAUCGCACCGGGGUUCUGGCGCCCCGUGGCGGGCCUCGACGCGUACGAUCUCCGCGACUAUGAGAUCGAUAUCACGCCCUUCCUGCCCCAUCUGCUCGACGGCGCGCCGCACGCCUUCACCAUCAAGGUAGUAGGCGUCGACGACAACGGCGGCAACGGCGCCGCCACGCUCUCCGAACAGAGCAUCAACAGCUACUGGCUAGUGUCGGGCAAGCUCUUCCUAUUCCACGGCGACGAGGCGUACACAGGCCCGCACGACGCGCCGCUGAUCACGGGCGCGCCCGCGAUCGACACGUCGUCAGUGGUGCGCGCCCGCAACGGCACGAACGAGACGCUCGAGUACGGCGUGACGGCGUCGCGCGUGCACACCGUCUCCUCCGCGUUCGGCACCUGGACCCAGAGCCUAUCGUACAGCAACACAGGCUCGCUUCGCAACGCGGGGCUAACGCAGCUCAACACGCAGCACACAGAGGGAACCGCAGCGGCAGUGCUCAAGAGCGCGCCGCGCUUCAGCAGCACGCUGCGGUACACUUACCCCAUCACAGUCAACACGACAUACACCUUCUCCGGCGCCAACACGACCAUCGCCGCAACGCUGGAUCGCGGGCUGCAGAUCGAGACCUCCGGGCGUCCGGAUCUGUCGACGUUUAGCUUCGCAGCUGGGCCUGUGGCGCUGGAUACGCAGCAAAUCGGGCGUGCGGCGUAUUCGAACGCGCCCAACGCCAGCUACUCGUUCGGUUCCAUGGAGCAGACAUUCCGCGAGCAGAGCUAUGGGAGCGUGUACACGCGGCACGUGAAGAGUAGGAAUCUGACUAUUGUGUAUGAUGAGGCGAGCUAGAUGCGGUAUCUCGGAAGAUGGUGGUUUAGCAGUAUAGAUUGAAGCUGUGGCAUGUGGAAUGCGAGUAGUAUAGACAGGGUAGAAUCGUAUUUACAUGAGAUUGCGAUGCACAACAUCGCCUCAAGCACGCCUGCGC